Molecule: messenger RNA, 1918 nt
Organism: Coregonus clupeaformis (lake whitefish)
Lineage: Eukaryota; Metazoa; Chordata; Actinopteri; Salmoniformes; Salmonidae
Product: biogenesis of lysosome-related organelles complex 1 subunit 5
Exons: 5
Coding region: 264-728 (154 amino acids)
Cellular component (GO): BLOC-1 complex; transport vesicle
Source: RefSeq, a predicted model, not a curated record
UAUCAGCUGACUUUAAAUCAGCUGACAACAGUUACAGUUUUUGCUAGAAUAUAUUUAAGCUACGUUUAACAGCCGCUGGAGCUAAAUAUUUGCAAACUCAUAUAUGAUAAAUUGCAUGUAAAUAUCUCGUGAAUAUCUAUCUCGUUGAAAAGAGGUUGAAAGCUAGCUAAGCAAACUCAUUCAACCCUAACCAACUGCUAAACAAACAUUGCACGUAUUGUCGAGGUUUAACUAUUAGCUUUUUUGUGUAUUAACCCGUAACUAUGGACAAGAUCGCCAAAGAUGUUGGUGAUAUUCAGUCUAGGCUAAUAGACCAUAGGCCUGUUGUACAAGGGGAGAUCCGCUACUUUGUGAGAGAAUUUGAGGAGAAACGUGGAUUUAGAGAGAGCCGUUUGCUGGACAACUUGAACAAAAUGGUAGUGGAGACCAACGAGCAGAUGUUGCCCAAGUGUUCAGAGCACAUGCAUCAGCACCUCUAUGAGGCCCUCACACGAUUGGAGGCUGCGAAUCACAUGUCACAGAGGAUCCAGCAGAGGGCGCUAGAAGCACAGCAGAGCACCCAGCUGCAAGUGACCAUAGACAGACGGAAGGAGGACUGGGAUGAGUUUCUGAAGGAGCAGCUUCGUCUGAAGGAGGAGGUAGACGAGGAGCACGCCAAGGCUGUCGGACGCCUCAGCGUCAUGUACAGCGAGAUGAAGAAGGAUUUGGCCAAGUUCUCCCGCUUCUGAUCCUCGGUGUGUGUACGUCCACGUGUGUCUGUAUCACAGGAGGUUGGUGGCACCUUAAUUGGGGCGGACGGGCUUGUAGUUAUGGCUGGAACGGAAAAGGUGGAAUGGUAUCAAACACAUGUUUGAUGCCAUUCCAUUCGCUCUGUUCCGGCCAUUAUUAUGAGCCGUCCUCCCCUCGGCAGCCUCCUGUGGUCUGUAUGCUUGUGUGAAAUGAAGGUAUUGCCUUUGAUUGAUGCGGUACUUAGUCAUUGGCACUAACAGAGGACUUCUGAGCACUAGUGCUGCACAAAAGUCAACAUUUUCCAGAUCACAAGUAAGAAAGUGUGAUUAACAACGUGGCAUUUUCACAGCCCAUCCAAAUUAACAUUUUCUGUUCUAAGCACAUGGAAUAUGUAAACUUCUGAAAAAGGUCAUUUCUAAACCAGCAAUAACAUGAUUUUUCCUUGGCUGUGAAGCUUUUAACAUUUUGAGAUUUAUUAUGGAAUCAUGCUUGGAGGUGUGGAUAGAUUUUUGUUUGCCUCAAGCCGAAUAAGAAAAGUGACUGGGAUUUGGCACAGAGAUUAGAUAUUUAAAGCUACGUGAAAAUGUUUAAUGUCAGAAGCGCUACUCAAAGCUGGGUCAACAUCUCAAACUUUACUCACUGAGCAGUUUCCCCAACUAGGCAUCCCUCACCAACUCUUCAGAAUAGAGAACAGUCAACCUCUGACAUCAAGUACAACAAGCAACCUCUCAAAAUACAUACAUUUAAAAAUGGCUUCACUGAAGCCAGCUCAAACUGUCAAUUGUAGACAUUAUUUAGUGGUGUUUCCUCAGGCCUGUUAUGUACCCUUGUUAAAUGGAGAGGUAGACUUGUAGUGCUUCGUGAAGGUUUAUUAGUCUUAUGUACGGAAUACACAUUGUCCAAUGAAUGCUUACUUGCAAGUUCCUUCUCGACAAUGCAAGUGUUGUGUUUAGAGAAAGUAUUUUCACUGGACAAUGGCAGGCUGUUUAGACUGAUGGAUGGAUGGGCACCCUGACAUAUCCUGUUCCCAGCAGGUCAGGAAUGUAUCUCAGGUCGAAAGUGACAGAAUAAGUAUUUAAAAUGGCUGUCAUCAACACAGAAUGGAUCCCUUACUCAAGACUUAAUUGUUGCGUGGGGGAUGCUGACCUCAUCAAUCAGUAUAAGUAAAAUAAAGCGUUGCUAAACUCUG